GAAUACUGUACGUUGCUAUCGAAGCAACUCUCGAGUGGAGGAAUUGCGAAGGGUGUAAUAGGCGCCAAUUUGGAUCCAACACUGCUGGAGCACUUGCAUGAGGACCAGCUUUUGCAACUGUACAAUUUGAAAGUGGAAGCCGAGAAGCCGAAAACUGAUGUUCAGGAUGUCGUGGAUAAACCGAAUUAG
Molecule: messenger RNA, 189 nt
Organism: Gongylonema pulchrum
Lineage: Eukaryota; Metazoa; Nematoda; Chromadorea; Rhabditida; Gongylonematidae
Source: the annotation of a GenBank genome assembly